AAUCUAAUUGACGAAAUAGUGGAUUCCGUAAAUGUUAUUUUGUUGAUUCGAUGUGAAAACCAUUUUGCUGAAAUUAUCGAACAAUUUUUUUUUUCGUUCGAAAACUGUUUAUGUGCCACGUAAUUUCUUCUAGAAAUAAAUUUAUUGACUUUUUUUCUUCGGUGAAAAUGAUAAAAGAUUUCCGUGUAAAGUGUAAAAUGUAAUCGUCUUUUUUGAACUCCAUCUUUUUUUUAUGUGAACAAACAGACUUUUCAAAUAGACUUGUUUUCGUUCAAAAAGAGAAAAGAAAAGUUCUCUUUAUCCGAAUUCAGUUUUUCAUUUUUGUGAAUUUGGACUGGGUCGAACUAAAAGAAAUCUUAAGCUCAACAGACUGGGGUUCGAUUUGUCAGGGGUCUCGCUACUUGCCACACACCAUCAUUAACAUUUCGAUUAAAAAACAGUUGAUUGAUUCUUCUUGACAUUCUUCUUUCCCGAUUCAUCACACAUCACCACCGUUAAGUAGACGAAUUUUUCUCAAGCAGCCCGCAUCAAAAUUGCGUAGGGCAUGUUUAAUGACACACCGUGGAUGUCUCAGUGUCGUCUAUGGCAGAAUCGGUUAGCAAACAAUUGCUCUCUGCAGUGACGGAGGGGCAUACUAAAAGAAGUUCACCAUCAACAAGCCAUAGUAGUAGGAGAAAUAAACGACAUACCCAUACGUCUGAAUCUAUUGACAAUAACAGGGACAGAAGUAGAAGUCGAAUUCGUAUAAGCAAAUUAAAUCAAACGCAUCCAUCGAACGAAAGACAACAAUCGUCAACGUCAUCGAAACGGUCUUCGUCAACAACACAGAGUUCUGGAUAUAAAUCCGAGGAUUCGGAAGCAAUCAACUCUAUAGCGAGUCGAACUCGAUCGCAUUCGCAACGGAAAAGUUUCGAUCAAAAUAAUAGUACCGUUACGCCCGCUGAAAAGCGUUAUCGCAGUGAAAGUGACACAAGCGAACUGCGCCAAACCGAUACGGAAGACACUGAAUACACUCCAAACAAACAAUCAGCACAAAGACGUAAAAAGGAAGCAAACACGUCCAGAAAGUCUGCAACGAAAAAAUCAGCAACCACUCCGAGUAGUACAGCUACGGAACAAAAACCUGCAUCUGGCGAACGCAGGCGGAAACUUAGAUCGUCCGAUUCGCAUACGGAAGCGGCCCAUAACAGCACCAUUAGUGGCGAUAAUAGCGAACAAGAAUCGAGUUCGUCGUCAGUCAUACCGAAAAAGCGUUUCCGUCAAAGUGAUCCGGAGACUCUGAACCUGGGGGCACGUUUAGCGAAAAGUAGCAGUGGUCGGGAGCCCCAACAGCGUAUUAGUACACAAGAAACACAUACUACGGGGCAACCACCAAGUCUGCUAAGACGCAGUUCACGUAGCAAAGGUACAUCAUCGACAGCAACGACGGGUUCCUGUGUCAGUACGUCAGCGAGUACGUCGCAAUCGCAUUCACGUCAAAUCGGCACGGCUCCGAUUGGCAAAAAGGGCUCAUCAUCGAAGGGUGGCUUCACAUCAGCAUCAAUUGCAUUUGACGCAGCUACUGCCACAGAACCAUCCACAUCACAAGCAGCCAUGGCUAACGACGGUUCACGCAGCAAUGAUUCGAUCCACACAAAUCCCACCGUUAAACUAAACAAACCGCUACAAACACCAACAACCUCAUCGCCGCUUGAUGUUUCCAAUGUGCAUUUGUUAUCGCAGCAAACAUCCAGCAGCAGUGCUGGAACGUCCAAUAUGAGUUCAAGUAAUGCAGCCGCACCACCGCAUCCAGAUUCGGAAAGUGACGACACAGAGGUCGGACAUUUGCAAGCAUUGCUGGAAACAAAAGGACUUCCACCCAAUCUGUUCAGUGCACUAGGUCCCCGGAUGCACCAUAUGCUCCAUCGUACGAUCGGUGUUAAUAGUUCAUCGAAAGCUCAGCAGUUGUUGCAAGGACUCCAAUCUCAGGAUGAGAGCCAGCAACUUCAGGCCGCUAUUGAAAUGUGUCAAAUGUUGGUUAUGGGCAAUGAAGACACUCUUGCAGGCUUCCCGAUAAAACUCGUUGUUCCUGCAUUGAUAACCUUACUGCGGAUGGAACACAAUUUUGAUAUCAUGAACAAUGCUUGUCGUGCUUUGGCAUACAUGCUCGAGGCCCUUCCACGCUCAUCGAAUACCGUUGUCGAUGCAAUUCCCGUGUUUCUGGAAAAGCUACAAGUGAUACAAUGUAUGGAUGUAGCCGAACAGAGUCUGACAGCCUUGGAAAUAUUAUCACGUCGUCAUAGUAAAGCGAUUCUCAAUGCGAAUGGAGUCUCAGCGUGUUUAACGUAUUUGGACUUCUUUUCGAUUAACGCUCAACGGGCCGCAUUGGCUAUAACUGCUAAUUGUUGCUUGAGCCUACAACCAGAAGAAUUUCAUUUCGUUAACGAAUCGUUGCCGUCAAUGGCGCGCCUAUUGACCCAACAAGAUAAAAAGUGCGUGGAAAGUGUGUGCACGGCAUUUUACCGUUUAAUCGAAAGCUUUCAGCACGAGCCACAAAAGCUUCAAGAGAUUGCGAAAAAUGAUCUACUUAAAAAUUGCCAGGAAUUGUUGGUCGUCACCCCGUCGGUAUUGAACUCGGGAACUUUUACCAAUGUCGUGCGAAUGUUAAGUGUCAUGUGCGCCAACUGUCCAGAUUUGGCGAUAACUUUGUUGAAAAAUGACAUAGCAUCAACAUUGCUAUAUCUGUUGACUGGAUCAGCUGAGGCUACCCAAACCGGUGAUGUUGAAUUAGUUUCCCGCAGUCCAUCCGAACUAUACGAGAUUACUUGCUUGAUUGGAGAAUUAAUGCCCCGCUUGCCAAGCGACGGUAUAUUCAGUGUUGACGCAUUGCUGGAACGACCAAAUGCAGGAGUACAAGAUCAAGUGCAGUGGCAAUGGCGAGACGAUCGUGCUAUGUGGCAUUCAUAUUCUGCUAUUGAUUCACGAAUGAUUGAAGCGGCUCACAUGAACUCGGAUGAUGAGCUUAGUCUCAGCACAUUGGGACGAACGUACACGGUCGAUUUCCAUUCGAUGCAACAAAUCAAUGAAGAUACUGGCACAACGCGGCCGGUACAACGUAAGGUCAAUCCAACAUCGUCUGCAAGCCUCGAAAAUAUGCUAAACAGUCAAAACGCCGCCGAAGGAAGUAAUGGCAACGAGACCGGAACCAAAACUUUGAAUUUGGCAUUGAGACCACCGAACCCAUAUCGUGAUGCCCGGAUCGCUUGUUUGAAGGAAGAACGUGGCCUAGCUGCCGAAUUUAUAAAAAAUUUAUUUUCGGUGCUGUACGAAGUUUACAGCUCAUCGGCUGGACCAUCGGUACGAUACAAAUGUCUGCGGGCUCUGUUGCGUAUGGUUUACUUUGCCAGCGCAGAUUUGUUAAGAGAAGUACUCAGAAAUCAAAUUUUAUCGUCUCAUAUCGCCGGGAUGAUGGCUUCAAACGAUCUGCGCAUCGUCGUUGGUGCAUUGCAAAUGGCCGAAAUUUUGAUGCAAAAGUUGCCGGAUGUUUUCGGUAUUCAUUUCCGUCGAGACGGUGUUAUGCACCAGAUAAACCUAUUGGCCGAUCCAUCGAUUCCGAUUUGUGCGAAUCCGUCGCCGAAAUCAAAAGAUGCGAUCGGUACGGCGAGUCCACCAGCUUCGUCCGUUCCACAGCAAUUGUUCGACUUUGAGACGGCUGCCUCAUCCAGUUGCAAAGCGAAUUCUCACAUUCGUAACCUCAAUGUAGCCAUGAACGGCUUAAAUUCAAACAUGAGCAUUUCUAUGCCAUCCACAUCGAGUAUGAUGCACGCAGCGUCAAUGCCGAGUACGAGCAGUUCUUCCGCAAUUGCAAUUAGUCUAAACAGAGCAACUGCACCGGGUGGAAUCAUUGACUUUAAGCAACAUCACCAUCCGCAGCCCAUCUCCUUACCAACCACUGCCUCCAAUCACCAUUUUCAUCAAAUGUAUCCAAUUAAAACGGAAACUUCCACGACGGUUAAGCAAUUCCACCAGUCCUCACUUGGGCAACAGUUUCCCAUCGAUUUGAUGAAUCUGAAUGAAGCGUCGGGUAACAGUAGUGGAGUAACGUCAUCUUCCUUGGCCAAACGUUCUGAUAGUCCUGGACCAUCAAAGGUAUCCGACAUAUUGAAGCGUAAAGUUCCACCGAAACGAAAAUCACAAAACAGCAAUCGAUCGAAGACACGUCAAGAAGAACAAUCGUCGGUCGUUCAAGACUUUAUAAAUCGGGCAACAAAUUUGGGAACUUGCGGUCGUAGUACACCGAGUUCAUCGUCUUCAUCUUCACGUUGUCGAUUUAGUGCCACUUCAAAAACAUCUUCUUUCUUAGCUUCACUAAAUCCGGCCCGAUGGGGACGCCAAGGCUCGCAUACAUUAGCCAGAGAUAGUAAUAGUUCAUCGAAUCCGCUCAGUAAAAGUUCGUCGAAUUCGAAUCUAAUUGCUGCCGGCAAUCGAGAAAAGGCUAGACAAUGGAUACGUGAACAAGCAAUUCUGUUUGUUACCAAAUAUGGUGAGCCAGAUGUUGACGGUAAUGGGCGACAGAGUGCGUCAACCGUUUUAUCGAGAUUAAACGGAAUCAUUCAAAAACUCGACGGCAGCAUUGACGAUUGUGUGAAGGCGUUGCGUGAACUGCGUGACAUUUUGAUUGAAAGUGAUAUAUCUCCAUUCGAGGUCAACCAUUCCGGAUUGAUCAAAUCUAUGCUGUAUUUCAUGGCUAACGAGCACGGUAUUGUGGCCAGAGACGAUAGACUAAGGGCAUUUUUACAUAUUUUCGCCGGGUUACCUUUGGAUUCAAGCUACAGUGGACCAGUUCCUGUCUUGCGUUCGAGCUCCUUCAGUGCAUUCGUUGCCAAACUGAACGGUUGCGUGACACAGCUGGAACAAUUUCCGGUAAAAGUUCACGAUUUUCCAGCUGGUACGGGCGGUCGAUCCAAUCAAAGUGCACUUAAGUUCUUCAAUACACAUCAACUGAAAUGCAAUCUGCAACGUCAUCCAGAUUGCACAAAUUUGCGUCAAUGGCGCGGUGGUACCGUUAAAAUUGAUCCAUUAGCUAUGGUCCAAGCAAUUGAACGGUAUCUGGUAGCUCGUGGAUAUGGUGGCAUUCGUGUCGACUCAGAAGAUGACACCGAAGAAGAAAUUGAAGAUAGCGUUGCAGCUGUAGUUAUGUCACAGACUGGCUUCAAACAUAAGCUGCAAUUUUUGAUCGGAGAUUUUGUGCUGCCCUACAAUAUGACAGUGUAUCAGGCCGUUAAACAAUUUUCGUCGGUCGUAAAUGAUCAAUCCGAAACAGAGGCUGAUACCGAAACACCAAUCGGCAACCCAAGUGUGUGGGCACAACAACACACCAUCUACUACAGGCCUAUUGAAGAAGAGCAACAGGCCGUUAGUAACAAAUCAACAAGCAGUUCGACAACGCGCAAAAAUGGUAAAAGUUCGUCGUCAAAAUUGAUACGCAAGAAAACCGAAUUUUGGACUGAAGGCACCAUUCCAACAAUUGUUUCCCCGUUGACGCAAUUCUUAUCGACAACAUUGCCAGCGGAUGUUGUUACAGUACAAGAUGCGUCACUGGAUGCCCUAUGCAUGUUGCGCAUUGUAAAUGCUUUGAAUCGUCAUUGGGAAAGUUUAUAUGGCUGUGUUAGACAUGAAAACAUUGUUAACCAAUCGGAGUUCAUCCACUCGAAGAUUGCUGCCAAAGCAAAUCGCCAACUCCAAGAUCCAUUGGUUAUAAUGACCAACAAUAUACCUCAAUGGCUUCCAGAGAUAGUGACCGCCUGUCCAUUUCUGUUCCCAUUCGAGACGAGACAUUUACUGUUCUAUGUCAAUGUCUUCGAUCGUGAUCGAGCGCUGCAACGUUUACUGGACACUACACCAGAUCUCAAUUCGGCUGAUACGACGGAAAGGGUUACGCCUCGUUUGGAUCGCCGCAAAAAGGCAAUAUCCAGAGAAGACAUCCUGAAGCAAGCGGAGAAUUUGAUUCAGGAUUUUGGACAUUCGAAAGCUCUACUUGAAAUACAAUAUGAGAACGAGGUUGGUACAGGCCUGGGACCCACGCUGGAAUUUUAUGCCCUGGUGUCAGCCGAAAUACAACGCUGUGAUUUAGGUUUAUGGAACGGAAGUGAUAGUUACAAACAAAACUCCUCAUCAAUAGUCGAUGUGGUUAAAACCAACUUAGGAAACAUAGAUGAUGAUCCAGGUGCACCGCAACGAAUGUCCGUUGGCAGCAUUAUUAGCAAUAGCAGUGCCCUCAAUAUGCUAAUUGAACAAUCGGACAAUAUGAUUGUAACCGAAACCGAUGAACAGCAACAGCAACAACAGAAUGACAAUUCGAAUUCGUUGGUUGAAAGUAUGCCGCAGCGUAAUCGAUCAACAGUUACCUACGUCAAUGCACAGUACGGUCUGUUCCCAACACCGAUUGGCCGAGCAGCUAAAACGUCACAGUUGACUCGACUGAAGGCUAAAUUCAAAUUUUUGGGCAAAUUUAUGGCCAAAGCCGUAAUGGAUAGUCGAAUGCUCGAUCUGCCAUGCUCCAUACCGUUCUACCGUUGGAUUCUCAACGAAGAACAUUCACUCGGCUUAACGGAUCUGGCUAGAGUGGCACCCGAAGUGCAAGCGACCCUAAUCCGUCUCCACGAAAUCGUAAAACAACGUGAUGCCGUUCAACAAGAUCCAGCGUUGGAUGUUACUGAAAAGACUGAACAAAUUGAAUCUCUAGACCUUGAUGGUUGUCCAAUAGCUGAUUUGGGCUUAGACUUUGUGCUUCCCGGACACGCAAACAUUGAGCUACGCCGUGGCGGUCGUGAUAUUCCUGUGACCAUUCAUAAUCUACAUCAAUACAUAUCGUUAGUGACACAUUGGUUCUUGGUGGAAGGAGUGCAGAAACAGUAUGAGGCGUUGAGAGAAGGUUUCGACUCUGUAUUUCCGUCGAGUCGACUGCGCUUCUUCUAUCCCGAAGAGCUGGAAAACGUGUUUUGCGGUUCGGGUUCGAUCAACUUCAACCGGUGGGACGUGCGAAUGCUGCAAGAGUCGUGUCGCAUCGAUCACGGUUUCACACAAGAAUCGAAACAGAUCCAGCAACUGUACGAGAUAAUGAGCAACUACAAUCGGGACGAGCAACGUUCAUUUUUGCAAUUUGUUACCGGUUCGCCGUGCUUGCCGAAUGGCGGUUUCAAAUCACUCAGUCCACCGUUCACAAUCGUUCGGAAAACAUUGGACAGCAAUCAGGAUCCCGAUGACUAUUUACCUUCGGUUAUGACUUGUGCCAAUUACUUGAAAUUGCCGGAAUACUCGAAUCGAGAGACAAUGCGCUUGAAAUUGAAAGUUGCAGCUAAUGAAGGCAGUAUGUCGUUCCAUUUGUCUUAAAUUCGAUGAAAAAAAGAGAGAGAGAAAAAUUGCGAGAAAUUUCUAAAAUUCGUUUUCGUUUCGAUGAUGAUGAUGAUGAUGAUGGUUUUCAGUGAAGAUUAAAACAUUACAUUUAUAUCUGGUCCUUUGGAUUUAUUUUCUUUAUUUCGUUUAUAAUUAAUAAAUUCUUUAUUUCGUUUGGCAGUUGAAA
This is a messenger RNA of Bradysia coprophila, 7561 nucleotides long. It is a transcript of the gene ctrip, whose product is annotated as E3 ubiquitin-protein ligase ctrip. Gene Ontology annotation, molecular function: ubiquitin protein ligase activity; zinc ion binding. Gene Ontology annotation, biological process: DNA damage response; protein polyubiquitination; proteasome-mediated ubiquitin-dependent protein catabolic process. Gene Ontology annotation, cellular component: nuclear speck. NCBI's taxonomy places the organism in Eukaryota, Metazoa, Arthropoda, Insecta, Diptera, Sciaridae. The record is from RefSeq and is a predicted model, not a curated record.